AAAGAAUUCCUUCCAAAUCUAGAGGAAAUUUUAUCCAAUUUUUAACAGUAGACUCAAACAAAAUGGUGUAAUUGGGUUUUUGCCGUCCCCGCAACAUCGGAAUACCCUGUCUCCCUGACUCCCCGUGAAUAGGGUUUAAGCCCAUACGGCAUAGGCAACUCUGCUGCUUGUUCUUCUUCUGUGACAGUCAGUCAGCUUUCGAUUAUACCGAUCUCUUCAAUCUAAAUUUUCUAUACCAACCUUUGAUCCUCCAUUUGAAGCUCAAACCCAGCAAGAUAGAUCUCCACCAAAGAAUGCACAGCCUUAAACGCAUAGCAGCGUCCACCUCAAUUACAAACCAAUUUCAAAGACUCUCUUCCACAAUCCCAAAGCUCCAUUCCAUAGAUUUCUCCACCAAGCCGUCUUCUUCGUCCACCGGCCGCAACUCCAAAAACGGCGACGACCAAUGGAACGACUCGUGGGAGAUGGCUUGGUUGCCGGAGGACCUCUCGGCGAAGCACCGGGCUCCCUGGGAGACCGACGUGAAUUUCCCGUCGUCAGACUCUGGGACCGUUCUCUCGCCCGAGGUGGACGCGGAGACCAAGGCGUUCGUGGAGGACAUGAAUGAGAAUUGGAAUCAGAGGAAAGGGUCCAAGGCCAAACUGCUAGAGAAGGAACAGAGUGAGAGUAACAGUCGUACUAGUAGCGGUAACAGUUCGCUUUAUAGCUUGGAGAACAUGAAGAAGGAUUAUAGGUUGAAGAAGCAGAGGAUUCACGCCGGGUUGUGGAUGAAGGAGAUUGAGAAGCAGGAGGAGGCCAAGUUGGGGGAUUCCAUCGCCGGCGGUGGCGACGAUAUCGAGAUAUUGCUCGAUAGCUGCUCCGAGAUUUUCGAUACUUCCAACGAUGAUUUGAACAACUCAAAGAUCCCUAGCUCUUCUGAGUUCAAAAACAAACCUGACGGUUGGGAAACAACAGCCAAGGCUCAAGAUGGAAACAUAUGGGAGAUGUCACAGAGGGAAGAAGAUAUUCUUCUCCAAGAAUUCGACCGUCGAAUUGCAUACAGCAAAUUUCAGAUAGCUAGUUUUAUCAAGACUCACAUAUUUAGCCGAAGAAGACCAAUUGAUGGGUGGAAAUACAUGAUAGAGGAGUUGGGACCAAAUGCCAAGAAAGGAAAGGGUAGUGUGUCUAGGUUACCCAGUCUAUCUGAUGCAUCAACCCAACCCUUUAAGGAGGAGAGGACUCCACUUGACAGCAGGCUGACCCCUCUAAAGCGUAGGUAACUUCUUUUGAAUAUUCUCGUCGAGAUUGAAACUAUUUAUCUUUACUGUGUGUAUGAUGGUACUAUCUUGUAGAGAUAAAAUUCUUGAUGCUGAAAGCUAAAAGAAUGUGUAUGUAUUCCCUCCGGAACUGCAGUUCCUAUUGCUCUGAAUACUACUUUUUCAUUAUUUGAUUUAUUCAUAUAGCUUCAGUAUUC
Alnus glutinosa is the source of this 1453-nucleotide messenger RNA. RefSeq names its product protein GAMETE CELL DEFECTIVE 1, mitochondrial. The transcript has 3 exons. The coding region runs from base 294 to 1259 and encodes 321 amino acids. The record is from RefSeq and is a predicted model, not a curated record. Lineage: Eukaryota; Viridiplantae; Streptophyta; Magnoliopsida; Fagales; Betulaceae.